GCAUGACGCAAGGACGCGUGACGCAAGACGCAACGCAAGACAAAAAAGCUGCAAGCCGCCAAGCCGCCAUUUUCUAUUCCUUUUGUGCAUAAUCUACAAGAUAUUUCAUUGGGAAAUAAUUUAGAACAAUUUUUAAUUUUUCAGCCCCGGAUUGGCUCAUUGAAUCAAUAUCAGUUCCUAUUUAGUAUUAACGCAUAAAGAAUAUUUAUUAUAAUAGUUAUAUCGUUGCACCAACCCUUUGAAAUAUUAAUUGAUUAGAAAAUUGUUGGCAAAUUUGGUGAAGUGCUGAAGUGGCAAAAGCUGUGUGCAGUCUAGUCGUUUAUUCAAAUCAAUAAUGUCUUUCGGCGGCAGAGGCGGCGGCGGCUCCUUCCGCGGUGGCUCAGACCGCAACUCCUUCGGAGGCGGUGGAAGAGGCGGCGGCAGCAGCUUCCGAAGCGGCGGCGGAGGUGGAGGCAGGGGGGGCGGGGGCUUCAGAGGCGACUCGGGCGGCUUCGGGGGCGGGUCGCGGGGCGGCAGGGACGGAUUCCGGAGCGGCGGAGGCGGGGACAGGUUCGGGGGCGGUGGGGGUGGUGGUGGAAGGUUUGGGGGUCGCGGGGGCGGCGGGGGCAGGCAGGGGGAGCGGCUGUACAAGCCGCAGUGGGCUAAUAUACAGCUGCAUCCGUUGAAGAAGGAUUUCUAUGUGCCGCAUCCGGCUGUGGCUAAUAGAUCACCCUAUGAGGUGGAGCAGUAUCGCAGGUCCAAGGAGAUUACUGUGGAAGGGAACAAUGUGCCCAAUCCUAUUCAGAAUUUCAGUGAGGCUUGCUUUCCUGACUAUGUUAUGAGAGAAAUCCAGAAUCAAGGUUAUGACGCCCCCACUGCCAUCCAAGCGCAGGGCUGGCCCAUAGCCCUCAGCGGCAUGGACAUGGUCGGCAUCGCCAAAACCGGCUCCGGGAAAACCUUGGCCUACAUCCUGCCGGCCAUCGUGCACAUCAACAAUCAGCCGCCCAUCGGUCGAGGCGAGGGUCCCAUCGCUCUGGUUCUAGCUCCCACUCGGGAGUUGGCGCAGCAGAUCCAGCAGGUGGCCAUCGAUUUCGGGAGCUCGUCUUACGUGCGGAAUACUUGUAUUUUCGGGGGAGCGCCCAAAGGGCCGCAGGCUCGCGAUUUGGAAAGGGGUGUGGAGAUUUGCAUCGCCACCCCAGGACGUCUUAUUGACUUCCUUGAAAAGGGCACCACCAAUCUGGAACGGUGCACCUACCUAGUGUUAGACGAGGCCGAUAGAAUGUUGGACAUGGGUUUCGAGCCCCAAAUUAGAAAGAUUCUGGAGCAGAUCCGGCCUGACAGACAGACGCUUAUGUGGUCCGCCACAUGGCCAAAAGAAGUGAGAAAGUUGGCGUCCGACUUUCUGAACGAGUUUAUUCAGAUUAAUAUUGGGUCGCUGCAGCUAUCAGCUAAUCAUAACAUCCUGCAAAUCGUGGAUGUUUGUCAAGAGCACGAAAAAGAAUACAAGCUGAAUCAGUUGUUGCAAGAGGUCGGCAACAACGCCGAGCCCGGCUCAAAGAUCCUCAUUUUCGUCGAAACCAAAAAGAAAGUGGAAACUAUUACGAGGAACAUCAGAAGAUACGGUUGGGGCGCCGUUUGUAUGCAUGGAGACAAGAGCCAGCAAGAGCGUGAUUACGUUCUCAAUGAGUUCAGACACGGGAAAUCGACUAUUUUGGUGGCUACUGACGUGGCUGCCAGAGGAUUAGAUGUGGAAGGGAUAAAAUAUGUGAUUAAUUACGACUAUCCCAAUUCCUCCGAGGAUUACAUACACAGGAUAGGCAGAACGGGGCGUUCCGAGACUACUGGUACGUCUUACGCCUUCUUUACCCCGUCCAACUCUAGACAAGCCAGAGAUCUGAUGUCUGUUCUGAAGGAAGCAAAUCAGGUGAUCAACCCCAAACUGGCCGACAUAGCGAACCGCCCGGCAUUCGGAGGCGGGGGCGGCCGAAGCGGAGGCGGCCGGUUCGGUGGCGGCGGCGGCGACCGCGGUAGCAGAGGCCGCGGGGGUGGCGGCGGAGGCAGGGGCGGCUCGGGAGGUGGGCGCGGUGGCGGCGGAGGCCGAGGGGGCGGUUCGGGAGGCGGGUUCAGGGCGCGCGAGGGCGGCUCGGGCAGGCCGACGCGGUUCAGCGACGGGCCGGCUGCCGGGGUCAGAGGGUCCAACGGAUACGGAGGAUAUUGAAUGGAAUUAUAGAAAUUACAUUCUACUCAGUAUUUUUCUUCCGAUGCAUUCCAUGUGCAUCUCGAGUUGCAGUUAAUCAACAAAAUGUGCCCUCUCCCUAUAUUAUAGUUUAUUGUCGGAUUCUUUCAUGUUUAAGAAUAAUUAUAAAAGUUUUAACUGUGAUGAGUUCAAGCUAAUUGGAGAAGUUUUUUUUUAUUUGUCGACUGUUCAAAUAAUACUUUAAAUUAAAUAAAUAAUUGUAUUUAUAG
Molecule: messenger RNA, 2445 nt
Organism: Phaedon cochleariae (mustard beetle)
Lineage: Eukaryota; Metazoa; Arthropoda; Insecta; Coleoptera; Chrysomelidae
Source: the annotation of a GenBank genome assembly